GCCAUAUUUUUAGCCAAACGUCAAAUUAUGUUGCAUUCAUGUCAAAUUCAUUUUCUUUUUGAUUAGUGAACCGUCUUUAGUACUUUGUGAUUGUUUGUUUAAAAAGCGCUAUGAUGGCUGAGGAUACGACAGCCGACGCAACUAGGCGUUUAAAUGUUAAGAAACAGACUCUAGACGAUGCAUAUGCUGCACCAGCCAACUUCUUAGAAAUCGACGUGGUAAAUCCAGUUACAAUGGGAGUUGGGAAAAAACGCUAUACUGAUUACGAAGUUCGCAUGAGGACCAACCUCCCAGUGUUCAAAGUGAAAGAGUCGAGUGUGAGACGAAGAUACAGUGACUUUGAAUGGUUAAGAACAGAACUAGAAAGAGAUAGUAAAAUUGUAGUCCCUCCUUUACCUGGUAAAGCAUUAAAGAGACAGCUACCAUUCCGAGGAGAUGAUGGCAUUUUUGAAGAAGAAUUUAUUGAAGACCGCCGAAAAGGCCUCGAAGUAUUUAUCAACAAGAUAGCCGGCCAUCCAUUAGCGCAGAACGAAAGAUGUCUGCACAUGUUCUUACAAGAGCCAACCAUCGACAAGAACUAUGUACCCGGAAAGAUACGGAACACAUAACCGCCCCCCCACUUCGAACUUUAAGACGACCCUGCUUCGCCAUUAUCAAAUCAACUGAAUGUUGACUUCUAAGGAAUUUUGAAUUGUCUGGUACAAUGGACAAUAGUGCUUGAAAAAUAAAUUAAUGUGUAGGCUAAUACAUAGCCUUCCAAUCAUACGGUUUAAUAUCAUUGAUCAUUUAUACCAAAGUAAAACAAUCAAAUUGAAUGUUAUAAAAAAAGUUAUUCAGGCGAGUAUUUUUGUAAGAGGAUCGUUUUAAAGUUCAAAUUGUUAAAUUGCAGUAAAAAAUGGAUAAGCGAUGAAAAAUAAGUAAUAUUUUUUAACAAAAUCACAAAUCGCAAUACAUUCAAGUACUUCAUUCCACAGAUAGACAAUUUAUAAAAUGGACAAAAAUAUUAUCAAAUAAAAAACGUGGCAUCGUGUAAAUUGUGUUAAACAAAGACGAUAAGAAAGUUAUUCGUUUUAAAUUAAGCAAUAAUAUAAAAAAAAAAAACUGUUACAAUUGUUUAUUCGUAAAUUAUAAUCAUGAUUAAAAAUUGCCAUCUUGCGAUUUUGUUGCAAAUACUUUUGAAGUAAAAGUUGUUUAUGGUAUCAUUUCGCGUUUACGCGUUAAUAUAUUUAUGCUUUAUAAAUCUCAUUGUUUUAAUCAUUGUAAGUUUUGAAAUUAAACGUAUUUAUUGUGUAUUAUUAUUACUCAAUGGAUAGAUUAAGGUGCUUCACAUUAGCGUGCGAGUAUGGUGGCAUUAUUCUUGUAUAAUUAAUCGAAUGUUUUAGUUUUGUCCAUUAAUCUAUAGGGCUUUUAUUUAAAAGUUCUGUUUUUUUAAACGCUUAAGUUAUUUUUUUACUUUUGUCUAUGAUUUAAUUUAUACUAUGUCAAGGAUAAUGUUGCCAUCAACAAGACAAGGUAAUGUGUCGCGACGCAGACGAGUUCGAGAAAUCUAUAAUGAAAUAUAUAGAUGUAAAUUAGUUUUAGUUUUAUUUUGUAUAAAGCCGGAAUGAAGUUAUUAUCGUGAUGCGCAGAGUUUAUUAAACGGUAAACUGAUGACUUGGGCCGAUGUUACAAUAGCACUAUGCAAGUAAUAAAUAUUCCUAAUUAAAAUAAUUGAAAAUCAA
Molecule: messenger RNA, 1721 nt
Organism: Nymphalis io (European peacock)
Lineage: Eukaryota; Metazoa; Arthropoda; Insecta; Lepidoptera; Nymphalidae
Gene: Snx3
Product: sorting nexin-12
Exons: 4
Coding region: 111-608 (165 amino acids)
Biological process (GO): endocytic recycling; late endosome to Golgi transport
Cellular component (GO): early endosome membrane; retromer complex
Molecular function (GO): phosphatidylinositol-3-phosphate binding
Source: RefSeq, a predicted model, not a curated record